Messenger RNA from Tribolium castaneum (red flour beetle), 1083 nucleotides. RefSeq lists its product as uncharacterized. Lineage: Eukaryota; Metazoa; Arthropoda; Insecta; Coleoptera; Tenebrionidae. The transcript is spliced from 3 exons. The record is from RefSeq and is a predicted model, not a curated record. The coding region runs from base 282 to 734 and encodes 150 amino acids.
UGAGCGUCCAAAUCAUCCGAAAUAAGCUGUUUUGCUUGGCCUAAUGUGGGUUUUACUUGUGCUGGAACACCACUCGAAGAAUUUACAAAAUUUGCCAACGUAAAACAACAAUCACUUUUUCUAGACACUGCUACACCCCAAUCUUUCCCACACCCUCAGAAGACUGAAUAAUAACUCUCCAGCAGCUGUCUUAAUGGCCCUUUUUUUACGAAACUUUUGCGUAAUGAAACCGACUUAAGCGAGCAAUAAAACUGGCGCCGUUUAAAUUGAAAUUCAGCAGGAUGUCAAAGUCGAAUUCUUCCACCAGAAGCAAUUCGAUGGAGACUUCUGCAGAAUGCGACAGCGAGGUGUGCAGUCCCCAGAGGGACGUCCCCGCCAUUCUGGAGGCGGCGGAGGGGCAGGAGGUGGUGCCGUCCAGCCCGCCGCCGUCCUACGAACACGUUCUCGAAGAGACAAGACUCAAGGCCCAAGCGGACGCCUCAUCUCCAGUCAAUCCGGCCAAAGGCCCGGAAAUAAUGCACAAAUCGAGCAAGGAACUGUAUCGUGCUGUGGCCAAGCAGUUCGGGAUAACGUGUAAGAUGUCGGAUCAGUGUCGUUGUUUCGACUGCCAAAGCCAUUAUUUCGACUGCGAGUACGAACAGAACGAGCAGGAAAAGACAGACGGGGGCCUUGGAGCUGGAACACCAAUGUUCAUAUCGGAAGUAAUGCACGGCACUGCCUGCACCAUACUCUAAUAACUCUAUUUUAUCGAAAACUGAUCGAAUUUCGAGGGCGGAACGCCGACAGAGCUUUAAUAUUAUUCAUACGUACCUAAUCAAAAAAAAAAUUGAAGAGUAAAAACGUCUGGCUUUACAGUGAAUGAUGCGCACAUUUUAUUAAUGGGUUUGUUUUAACGUAAUUCUCGUUAGUGUAAUAAAAUGUAGACUAGCAAGUAGUUCGUGUUGUAAAUACAAAACACUUGUAACAUAUAGCAUGGGAUAGCUGCUUUCAAACGAUCUCAAUUCAAGUUGUACGCAAGAGGUGGCCUAACAGUUGUUACCGCGUAAUGUAGAACAUUUUCCAACUGGGUUUUUUUAUCACCGG